AUGCUCUACGCUGUUCGCCAGGGUGCCCCGGUGCUCUUGGUGCAUGCCCACAGCAAUGGCUGUGACAUCGGCGAUAUGCGCCAAACGCUGCAAAGCAUUUCUGAAUCUCUGAAAGUGCACGUGAUGUCAUUCGAAUUUCCCGGCUACGGGCUGCACCUGGGCCACGCGAGCAUGCGGUCCAUUGACGAGGCCGCAGCUGCUGUGCUGAAUUACAUCGUGAACGAUCUAAAGAUCAACCUCACGCAGGUGGUUUGGUACGGCCGCUCCAUCGGCUCCGGCCCGGCCAUGCGGGCGGUGCACCGCAUCUCCCAGGAGUUGAAGCAGCAGCCGGGGGGCGUGGUGCUCCAGUGCGGCUUCGCCAACUUCCCGGAGGUGGCUGGCCACCUCUUCGGCCGCGUGGCGAAGCGCUUGGUGAGUCGGCUUUGGCCCAACGAGGCGGAUUCCUGGAGAGAGCCGAUGGAUCAGUAG
Messenger RNA from Effrenium voratum, 468 nucleotides. NCBI's taxonomy places the organism in Eukaryota, Dinophyceae, Suessiales, Symbiodiniaceae. The record is from the annotation of a GenBank genome assembly.